AUGCCGGGGGCCGGGGCCCGGACGGACGAGGAGGAGGGCGCGGCGCUGGGGGCGGCGGCGGAGGCUGGGGCGGUGCCCGGGCGGGAACCCGCGCGGCUGUGCGGCUACCUGCAGAAGCUGUCGGGCAAGGGCCCGCUGCGAGGCUACCGCAGCCGCUGGUUCGUGUACGACGCGCGCCGUUGCUACCUCUACUACUUCAAGAGCCCGCAGGACGCGCUGCCCCUCGGCCACCUGGACAUCGCCGACGCCUGCUUCAGCUACCAGGGCCCCGACGAGGCGGCCGAGCCCGGGGCCGAGCUGCCGGCGCAUUUCCAGGUGCACAGCGCGGGAGCCGUCACCGUGCUCAAGGCUCCUAAUCGUCAACUCAUGACUUACUGGCUCCAAGAGCUUCAGCAGAAAAGAUGGGAAUAUUGCAAUAGUCUCGACGUGGUGAAGUGGGACAAUAGGACGUCUCCAACGCCAGGGGAUUUCCCCAAGGGCCUUGUAGCUCGAGAUAAUACAGAUAUCAUUUCCCCACACCCAAAUCCUUCUGCAGAAAGAGCCAGAAAUGUCCUAGCUGUGGAAACGGCCCCCGGAGAGCUGGUGGGAGAACAGGCUGCAAGUCAGCCGGCGCCGGGGCAUCCCAAUUCCAUUAACUUUUACUCUCUGAAGCAGUGGGGUAACGAGCUCAAGAAUUCAAUGUCAUCUUUCCGUCCUGGGAGAGGGCACAGUGAUAGUCGGAGGACUGUGUUUUACACCAAUGACGAGUGGGAACUUUUAGACCCACCUCCUAAGGACCUGGAUGAGGCCCUGGUGCAGGAAGACAGGAAGAAGCAGAUGCCUGAGGGAAGCAAAGGAGUCGCUGGCUCAGGAUUCCCCUUCGACUUUGGGCGGAACCCCUACAAGGGAAGGCGCCCUUUGAGAGACAUCAUUGGGUCAUACAAAAACCGUCACAGCAGUGGUGACCCUUCAAGUGAGGGCAAGCCGGCCUCGGACAUGCAGCUGCAGGUGCAGAGCCAGCAGGAGGAGCUGGAUCGGCUCAAGAAAGACCUGGCCAGCCAGAAGGAGCUUGUGCGGCUGCUCCAGCAGACAGUCCGGUCCUCCCAAUACGAUAAGUAUUUCACAGGCCAUCAGAUGGGCCAGGGCGUCCCCGGGGACACUCUGGAGCUUCUGCACCAGAAGGACGGUCAGAUUCUGGGCCUCAGCAGCCAGCUGGAGCGCUUCAGCCUGGAGAAGGAGAGUCUCCAGCAGGAAGUGAGGGCGCUGAAGAGCAAGGUGGGCGAGCUCAGCGAGCAGCUGGGCAUGCUGAUGGAGACCAUCCAAGCCAAGGACGAAGUCAUCAUCAAGCUCAGCGCGUGCGAGGGCAGCGUGUCUUCACCCACCUCGGGGCCCACCUCUCCCCCGCUCACCCCAGGCAGCAGGGACCAGCUGGAGCUGGACAGGCUGAAAGAUAAUCUACAGGGGUACAAAACCCAAAAUAAAUUUCUAAAUAAGGAAAUUUUGGAACUCUCAGCUCUACGAAGAAAUGCAGAAAGGAGAGAGAGGGAGCUGAUGGCCAAGUAUUCUAGCCUGGAAGCCAAGCUCUGCCAGAUAGAAAGUAAAUACUUAAUAUUGCUUCAAGAAAUGAAGACUCCAGUUUGCUCCGAAGAGCAGGGCCCUGCCCGGGAUGUCAUAGCCCAGUUGCUGGAGGAUGCACUGCAGGUGGAAAGCCAAGAGCAGCCGGAGCAAGCAUUCAUUAAACCGCAUCUGGUCAGCGAGUAUGAUAUUUAUGGGUUUAGGACUGUCCCCGAUGAUGAUGAGGAGGAGAAGUUGGUCGCCAGGGUGCGUGCACUGGACCUGAAGACUCUCUACCUCACAGAAAACCAGGAAGUCUCCACUGGAGUCAAGUGGGAAAACUAUUUCGCGAGCACAAUGAACAGGGAGAUGGUGUGCUCACCGGAGCUAAAGAACCUGAUCCGCGCGGGCAUUCCGCACGAGCACCGCUCCAAGGUGUGGAAGUGGUGCGUGGACCUCCACACGAGGAAGUUCAAGGACAGCACUGAGCCGGGCUACUUCCAGGCCUUGCUUCAGAAGGCUCUGGAGAAGCAGAACCCGGCCUCCAAGCAGAUUGAGCUGGACCUGCUGCGGACUCUACCCAACAACAAGCAUUAUGCCUGCCCCGCCUCCGAGGGCAUACAGAAGCUGCGCAGCGUCCUGCUGGCCUUCUCCUGGCGGAACCCCGAUAUUGGCUACUGCCAAGGCUUAAACAGGUUGGUGGCGGUGGCCCUCCUCUACUUGGAACAAGAAGAUGCCUUCUGGUGUCUGGUCACCAUCGUGGAAGUCUUCAUGCCUCGAGACUAUUACACAAAGACUCUUUUAGGAUCCCAGGUAGACCAGAGGGUGUUCAGAGACCUCAUGAGUGAGAAGCUGCCUCGAUUGCACGCCCACUUUGAGCAGUACAAAGUGGACUACACCCUCAUCACCUUCAACUGGUUUCUGGUGGUGUUCGUGGACAGCGUCGUCAGUGACAUCCUCUUUAAAAUAUGGGACUCGUUCCUUUAUGAGGGACCAAAGGUUAUUUUCCGUUUCGCCUUGGCACUUUUCAAAUACAAGGAAGAAGAAAUCCUGAAAUUGCAAGAUUCCAUGUCCAUAUUCAAGUAUCUCCGUUCCUUCACUCGAACUGUCCUUGAUGGCAGGAAGCUGAUCAGCAUCUCCUUUGGGGACCUAAACCCCUUCCCCCUGCGCCAGAUCCGGAACCGGCGUGCCUACCACCUGGAGAAGGUCCGGCUGGAGCUGACCGAGCUGGAGGCCAUCCGCGAGGACUUCCUGCGCGAGCGGGACGCCAGCCCUGACAAAGGCGAGCUGGUCAGCGACGAGGAGGACACCUGAAUGGACACCCACCCCAGGGCGCUCGCUGUUCUUCUUGCCAUCCCAACCAAAAAAAGUGUGCCGGAAGGGUUAACCGCAGGCACAUCUCUGCUCACUUUGAUGGCAGAACGUAGGAGCCGCGACGACCGCUGAGGAUCCGCCAGGCGGAUGUCCAAAGCCAGGCUGCACUUUGUCAUUCCCACUUGGGGGCAGGGGUCUGAUCUGUUUACUGACACCUCCAUGCCGAGACAUUGGGUCGCAGGCGUCACGGUUGUGCUUGCUGCUUGCCGCCUGGUUGGUGACUCGCUGUACGGUCAGCAGCUGGCUGUUCCCGAGAGCCCGUUUACAGCGUGGGCCAGGGCGGGGGUUCCACUCUGCAGCCACCCGCCCCCGCCGCACGCCGCUCCGCCUCGGCCCUGCUCACUUAGGGCAGCCCUGGAGCGGAGCGUGGCAGAGCCAGAGGCCCGCCGCAUGGUCAGCGUGAAAAGGAAAUUAGAAAAUUGAGCACCAACCUUGUUCUAAACGGUCUUCCCUCGAAAGCCCGGGAGCCUGCUGCUGAUGGCCUCGGGCUGCCAGCCACACUCGCUCUCGGACUAGUUUUUGCUCCAUUGCACAGUCUGUCGAACAGUGGUUCCCACCCUGCCUGUUGGGGAGGGCACCUCUGCAGCCAUUUCUCAUUGCCAGCUGCUGUGGCCCAGCUUGCCCAGGGCCUGGCACAUCUCUGAGAUCUUCUGUGCAGAGUUCUUCCUACCUGAGAGGUGACCUGUGGAAGCCUCUCUCCAAAUGUGACUGGACUGAGUGGACAAGAGAAGCUUUGGGAGGUGUCCUGGCAAGACGCGGGCUCGUGCCUGGUGAGCUUCCUGGAUGGCAGCAGCCACAGCUUUCCCGUGGUGUCCAGGGCUCUGGGGUUUCCUCUGCCGCUAGUAGGGUUUGGGAGCACCACUGCUUGGGGACAAGGCUUGUGUGAGCUCUCUCAGUCUCACCGCUGUCCAGAUCAUCCUUGUCCACACACAGCAAGAAUGUGGGGUCACCGUGCUUCUAGCUUGUCAGAGCUGUUUGAAGCCCAGAGAAGCUCUGUGGGCAGGGAGGUUAUUAAGGCUCCCUCUUGGACCACCCCCGGUGGGUGGAUAGCAUGGGAAAACAUUUUCUGUCACAGUAUUAUUGGAAUACAAGGGAAACAACCCUAUACUACCUAGAAAUAAAUCGGAAAUAAUUAGUAUAAACUCACUCAGACUAAGAACUAAAAGGCAAGACGGUUUCAAGUGCUUUUUCCAUGAGUUGUUUUCCUGUUAUUUUUACUGUCAGCUUUCUAGCAGUCUCAUGGCUGAGUUGAUUUUUCAGCAUACUAUAGACUAGGUUCAACUUGUCUUUUUUUACGUUCGCUUCAUUUCUUACUGCAUAGAGGGAGCUGGUCUCUAUAUUUAGUCAAAAGCCUUUGUCUCUUGCCAGGUAUCAGAAAUGUUUUAUAUAUCCUAGUGUGUCUUGGGGAAUGCUUCAGGCCUGGCUUCUUCAAGAAACUGUCCAGACUGAACAGUAAUCUUGCUGUUCUGAGCUGCUGGGACGGAGCUGUGGGGAAGCCUCACACCCCAUGCUGGGGCAGCCACCGAGGAGCUGCACUCAGCUGCGAAGCCAGUGUCCCCUGGAAGAUGCCGAUCCAAGUGUGUACUGGGGCUGAAAUGCUCCCCUCAGAAACGGGCCUGCCCUGCCCUGUGUUCCCUAUCAGAAGGCAUCUUCAGUGCUGAGAGGGUGGCUCGGCAGCAGAGCCCUUGCCUAGCGUGGCGAGGCUCUGAUUUCCAAUACCAACACCAGUAAUAAGCCCCCACGGGGGCUGGGAGCUGAAGCGUUCCCAGGCAGUUGUCAUCAGUGGCCGGGUUGCAUCACAAAAGAGCAGUGCUGGAGGAAAUGGACUGAGGACACUUGGAGGCUGUCCUCCCUGGAAUCAAAGGCUCACUGUGCGGAGGACUGAGAGGGAAUGGUUGACCUUGUGGUCUGGGAACCAGAUGGGUUGGGCUCAUCCCAGAGCUAUGGGUCCCCACUUUUUGCAUUACCAUUUCCUAUUACCUUGUGUCACCGAGACCUGUUCUUACCCUACAGCGCCCCUGAGGUGCCCUCACCUCCACCGGCCACCAUGGCAAAUGCCCCUUCUGGCAAGGGACCCAAAACUUUGCUCAGCAUGCAGCCUCCAGGCACUGGCUGGUGUACCUAGUGGGCCUCAUGAGGAACCCAAACGCCCCACCCUCCUCGGCCCAGCCGGGGGGACCUGCCAGUGCUUCAACCGAUGGCAUUUUUUAUGAAGAGAACCUGUUCAUACUUUUAUAUAUUUUCACUACAGUUUAUAUUUUUAUAGACUAUUUUAUCAAGGUUUUUCUAGAUUCCGUACAACUAUUUUAUAUAACAAGUUCUAUUUUGUGCGCAUGACUUCCUUGUAUGUAUUUAUGUAAACCUGAGUCUCAGUUUGUUCUCCCCUCCUGUGCCACCCUUCCCUCCAGCCUUGGCUGUCACUGAAUCCCUCCUGCCCACCCCAGGGAGCCCCAGGUACUCCUUGUGUAGUCAAGCUGGUAUCUGGGCCGUAGCAGCCAAGACUUCCGACGGCUGGAAGCUUCUCUGGUGCCAUGCUACCUUGAUACAGGAAGUUCCUCAAGCAACAGCCCGUCGGUUUUUGUUAGCUAAAUGUUUGCAUCAUUGCAUGAGUCCUCCGUUGCUUUGUACAGUGCUGUCUCUCCGCUUCCUGCGCUGGGUGUGGGCAGCUGGGCCAGGCUGGGGAAGUCCUUGAAGGCAGACGCCGGAUGCCAGGCCAACGUAUGCCCGAGGAGUCUCUUUCUGAGCACCUGGAGAGCUUGAGGGCACACUGCCAGAUAUGUGACCCUGGCCUGCAUGCCAUACCUUUGUGUCUGUGCUUCUCUUCAGAUAAGAUUUUGGAAUUGUAAAGGAAGAAAUAAAUGAAUGUGUAUAA
Jaculus jaculus (lesser Egyptian jerboa) is the source of this 5779-nucleotide messenger RNA. RefSeq names its product TBC1 domain family member 2B (gene Tbc1d2b). Lineage: Eukaryota; Metazoa; Chordata; Mammalia; Rodentia; Dipodidae. The record is from RefSeq and is a predicted model, not a curated record. Bases 1 to 2847 code for a protein of 948 amino acids. The transcript is spliced from 13 exons.